Molecule: messenger RNA, 677 nt
Organism: Boleophthalmus pectinirostris (great blue-spotted mudskipper)
Lineage: Eukaryota; Metazoa; Chordata; Actinopteri; Gobiiformes; Gobiidae
Gene: ndufb8
Product: NADH:ubiquinone oxidoreductase subunit B8
Exons: 5
Coding region: 43-609 (188 amino acids)
Biological process (GO): mitochondrial electron transport, NADH to ubiquinone
Cellular component (GO): mitochondrion
Source: RefSeq, a predicted model, not a curated record
GUGGCGCAUGCGCAGUGGAGUGUCAGUCCGGCCGCUGUAAACAUGGCUGGAGUCGGAUUCAGAAAAUGGGCCCAAGCGAUCACAAAAACCAAAGGAUCCGGUUUAUCCGCGCUUCUGUCGGGAUGUAGAGCGGCCUCUGGACCAGCCAAGGGCUCUCUCCCUGGUCCAUACCCCGAGACCCCAGAGCAGAAAGCUGCAGCCGCCAAGAAGUACAACAUGAGAGAAGAGGACUACGAGCCGUACCCAGAUAAAGGAGAGGGUUACGGUGAUUAUCCAAUGCUGCCAGACAGAUCGCAGCACGAGAGAGACCCGUGGUAUCAGUGGGACCAUCCAGACCUGAGGAGGAACUGGGGAGAGCCGAUGCACUGGCACUUCGACAUGUACAUCCGUAACCGUGUGGACACCUCUCCCUCGCCUGUGUCCUGGUCCUCCAUGUGCAAACAGCUCUUCGGCUUCCUCGGGUUCAUGCUCUUCAUGUUUUACCUUGGGCAGGAGUUUCCAGCUUAUCAACCUGUGGCCCCGAAACAGUACCCGUACAAUAACCUGUACUUGGAGAGAGGAGGAGACCCAGAGAAGGAAGUAGAGGAGGUUAAAAACUUUGAAAUCUAAAGGUUUAAAUCUGCUCCUGUCUCGUCUGUGUAUAUAUUUCUAUUAAAAUAAAGACUUAUGUGACAAUA